Lasiodiplodia theobromae is the source of this 1455-nucleotide messenger RNA. Its product is annotated as White collar-2 protein. Lineage: Eukaryota; Fungi; Ascomycota; Dothideomycetes; Botryosphaeriales; Botryosphaeriaceae. The record is from RefSeq and is a predicted model, not a curated record. The transcript has 3 exons. Gene Ontology annotation, biological process: regulation of DNA-templated transcription. Bases 1 to 1455 code for a protein of 484 amino acids. Gene Ontology annotation, molecular function: protein binding; zinc ion binding; sequence-specific DNA binding.
AUGUACCAGAAUGGCGGUGUUACCGGUGAUAUGGCGGCUGGCCCGCCGGGCAUGGUCCAGAUGUCGCCCUUCGUGGACCAGAACGGCCUGCUCGACGGUAUGGACGUGAACAUGCUGUCUAUGGACCUCGAUCUGGGAGCCAUGGGCCCCGACCACGACGCCCCGACCCAGUCGUACAACACCCCGAUCGCCGCGCAGCCGCCGCACUCGCAGUCCACCCCGGCAGACUCCAACGACGCCUUCGCCGUCCAGCCCACCGUUUCCAACAGCUACUCCAUGUCCGGCAUUGGCGCAGGCCCGCUCCCCACGGGCUUCGGCAUGCCCAGCCAGAACCCGUCUGGCAGCACGCUGACCGAGUUCACCAAGCGCCGCAAUUGGUCGCAGCGCGUCAUCGAAGAGUUGCGCGACCUCCUGCACAUCCUCACCCCCGACGGCCGCAUCGUCUACGUCUCGCCUUCCUGCAAGACCCUCACCGGCUGGGAGCCGCAGCAGCUCGUUGGCCGCGUCGUCACAGACUUCAUCCACAGCGAUGACAGCGGCAUCUUCAUUCGCGAAUUCAAUGAAUCCAUUGCCUCGCAGAAUGCGCUGCGCUUCUUCUACCGCUUCCGCAAGGCCGACGGCGCCUACGUCAUCUUCGAGUCACACGGCCACGGUCACUUCGACCAGCCGGCCCCGGGCUUUGCAGGCUCGAGCGCCUUCGCCUACUGCCGAGGGUUCUUCAUGAUGGCUCGGCCGUAUCCGAUCAAGAACACGUCACUGCUGGACUCUUUCUUGGAACAUAAGAUCGAGAACGAGCGCCUUACGAAGCGGGUUGCGGAGCUGAAGCGCGAGGAGCAGGAAGAGCAGGAAGCGCAGGAGAGGCACUGGAUGAAGAAGCAGGAAGGACACAGCAGUGUCACACCAUCUGUAACGGAUGCAGCCAAAACAGGCAACGAGACGCCCAUGUCCAACAAUGGCAUGCCGCCGCCACCGCGACCCGGAGUUUCCAACGCAGCCCUCACACGUCAAAAUCUGGAUGAAGUCCUCGCAGCCUCGAAACCGGAUAGCAUCAACGAUAAGAUGGCGCGCUACGAAGGCGCCACGCACAUUGACACGAUUGAAAUGCUUACCGGGUUGAGAUACCGUGACGGAGAGAGAUCGCAGGGUAUCAGCACGGGAGACACCAGUCCGGCUCUGAUUCGGGGAGAUGCGGGCAUCGCCAUCUUAGUCGACAAGGAAAACAGAGGGAGUUCAGACAAAAAGAAGAAGUUGAAGGUUGCGGAUGAGUAUGUGUGCACGGAUUGCGGCACGUUGGAUUCGCCUGAAUGGAGGAAGGGUCCAAAUGGGCCGAAGACUUUGUGCAACGCCUGUGGAUUACGAUGGGCGAAGAAGGAGAAGAAAAGGCAAAGUAUGACCGCAAACGGGUCGCAGCAGCCACCAUCAUUGCCAAUGGGAACCAGCAGCGGCAGCGGCUAA